AUGGCGGCUCGAGCGCAAGACGAGGGCCCAGUGCCUAUAGCGGCAGACCGAUAUCACAGUGAAAAGACGGACCGCAUUGAACCCGCGACUGUUGAGCAUUUGGAUGAUGCUGAAGAUGAGCCCAAGCUGUCCAAGCCGGCCACGACGUUUGACGUUCUUACGCACACGAUUCACCUUCAAGAUGAUACUACCUUGUCCGCAAUUACCUUUCGCUCUAUGCUAAUUGGUCUCGGCCUUUCCGUCUUUGGCGGUGUCCUCUCGGGCAUCUUCUUCUUCAAGCCGCAGCCCGUGGCCAUCCCCGCCGUCUUCAUCGCCGUUGUCGCCUUCCUGCUCGGUGAGGGCAUGGCGCGGCUGAUCCCGCGCCGGGGUGCACUCGGCCGCCUGCUGAAUCCGGGCCCCUUCAACGUCAAGGAGCACCUGGCCAUCACCGUCAUGGCCAACGCCGCCAGCACGUCGGCGCUUGGGCUGGAAAUCAUCGCCGCCGAGCGCCUGUACUACAACCGACGCGUUCAUGGCGCGCUGACGUUUUUUAUGCUCAUGUCCUCGCAGUGCCUCGGGUACGGCAUGGCCGGGCUGAUGCGCAAGACCAUGGUGUACCCGGCCGCCAUGCUCUGGCCGUCCAACCUGCCCAUCAACACCAUGUUGGAGCGUCUGCAUUCGCGCGCGCCGAGCAAUCGCAAGCCGUUUCGCGUAUUUCUCUACGUAUUCAUGGGCAUCUUUUUCUGGGAGAUUAUCCCGCAGUGGAUUUGCCCUCUGCUGACGGGCGUCAGCAUCUUUUGCCUGAUCAACAGGAAGAGCCCUACCUUUACCAACGUCUUUGGUGGUGCCGAGGGCAACGAAGGCCUGGGCCUCUUUUCUCUUUGCUUCGACUGGCAGUACAUCUCCGGUGGCACAUCGCCCUUGUUUUUCCCCUUGAGCAGUCUCAUCAGCCAGGGCAUCGGCAUCACUGGCUGCAUCAUCCUUUUUUGCGGCGUCUACUACAGCAACAUUUGGGAUGCCAAGAAGUUUCCUUUUCUGUCGCAACUCAUCUUUUCGGACGAGUCGACGGCCGGUAGCCCGGUGGAAUGGAAUCAGACAGCUGCCAUUGGACUAGACGGCAAGAUCAAGAUGGAGGCGGUAAAAGAGCUCGGCUUGCCCAACUUUGCCUCCUCCAACGUCCUCAACAUUUUGUUGACCAACAUGUGUAUUGCCGCCGCAAUCACGCAUCUGAUCAUUUGGUAUCCAACCGAGAUCAAAGCCGCAUUCCAGUUUUUGAAUCCAAACCGCAUCCUUGCCCGCUUCAAAUCGGCACAAGGUCGCCUGCGCCCUUCAUCUCAGACCCAGCCUGCUAGUGCCCAAGCAAGCAGUGGGAGCGAAUCCGAGGCGCAUUACGAUCCGCACUACCUUUUGAUUCAAGAAUACAAGGAAUGUCCCGAUUGGUGGUAUGGUAUUGUGUUUGUCCUCUCCGCUACCGUGGCCCUCGUCGUCAUCUACACGAGCAAGAGCACUCUGCCCUGGUGGGGGUUUCUCGUCGCCUGUCUGGUCGGCUACUGCCACCUUCUCAUCUUUGGGUCCAUGCAGGGCAUCACGGGCGUCAGUUUCACGAUCCAGUCCAUUAUUCAGAUGAUUGGCGGCUACAUGCGCCCCGGAUUUCCCAUGGCCAACAUGUAUUUUUCGCUGUACAGCUACAAUUCUCUCCUGCAGGGUGUGCUGCUGGCCAAGGACCUCAAGCUCGCGCAGUACGGGCACCUGGCGCCGCGCAUUACCUUUUCCAUGCAGAUGCUGGGCACCGUUGUCGGCGCGGGCCUCAACUACGUCAUGGCGGACAGCAUCAUUGACAACCAGGCCGACAUCCUUCGCAGCGUCCAGGGCACCAACAUCUGGUCCGGCGCCGUCACGCAGCAGUUCAACGCGCAGGCCGUCACCUUUGGCGGCUUCCCGCACGAGCUCUUUAGUGUCGGUAGCAAGUAUCAGUGGGUGCCGCUGUCCAUGUUUAUCGGGUUCGCGGUGCCGAUACCUUUCUGGCUCGCACACCGCAAGUGGCCGCGUCUGGGCCUCGAUAUGAUUAACACGCCCGUCAUCAUGUUUUACAUGUGCUACCUCAACCUGGGCAUCAACUCGUCCGUCAUGACGUUCUUCAUGGCAGGCUUCUUUGCGCAGUGGUAUGUGCGCCGCAAGUACCCCAACAUCUUUGUCAAGUACAACUACCUCAUCUCGGCGGCACUGGACGGCGGGACAUCGGUCAUGGUUUUUAUUCUGUCUUUUGCCGUGCUCGGAGCUUCAUCAGCGGCCGUGGCAUUCCCCAAAUAUUGGGGAAAUCCGGCCUCUGGUCAUAUCGACUAUUGUUACAAGACUCCCUCCGAGUAG
Beauveria bassiana ARSEF 2860 is the source of this 2346-nucleotide messenger RNA. RefSeq names its product peptide transporter MTD1. Gene Ontology annotation, biological process: transmembrane transport. The record is from RefSeq and is a predicted model, not a curated record. Gene Ontology annotation, molecular function: oligopeptide transmembrane transporter activity. Lineage: Eukaryota; Fungi; Ascomycota; Sordariomycetes; Hypocreales; Cordycipitaceae. The coding region runs from base 1 to 2346 and encodes 781 amino acids. The transcript is spliced from 3 exons.